Molecule: messenger RNA, 2754 nt
Organism: Psilocybe cubensis
Lineage: Eukaryota; Fungi; Basidiomycota; Agaricomycetes; Agaricales; Agrocybaceae
Exons: 5
Coding region: 1-2754 (917 amino acids)
Source: RefSeq, a predicted model, not a curated record
AUGUCUCGUAUCCCUCCAGGACCGUCUAACAAGAACACCUCCAAAUACACACCUGCUGAAAGGGCACUCAUUGAUGUUUUUAAGGCAGAGUAUUUGGCUACGCUCACUCCUUCCCUUCGCACUACAUUGUUAACAACCAAAGUGUAUUCCGCUUUUGCCAGUCAUUGGGAUGCACAUGGGAAGAAAUAUAAUCCUGAUCAUGAGAGGGCUGAAUUAUGCAAGUGGGCCCGAAACCUGUGGAGAAAGCCCCAGGUAGAGGGCGCAGUGAAGCCACAAUCCAGUGUCAUCAAUAUCAAAAAAUCCGAUGUUGUAUCUCGCUACCGAAAGGAUGAAGUAGAAAAAGAGAUUGAUACCAUUCUUGGUCCAGUUGAUGCCCGUGAUCGUCAGAAACGAUUUAAUGUAAGGGCUACUGCAAUCAAGAAUAUCAUAGCCAGACUUUCGCCGGAGGAAUUGGCCAAACUAGAAGAUCAGGUUGCUAAAAUUGCUGAGGAAGGGCAUCCGGUGGAAGUACGACGACAACUAGCCGAAAAGAACUUUGAAAAACGUCUUAACGACAGCGCUACUGCCAACUGGCGUGAAUUGGGAAUGUUAUCAAUUACAUUCGCAACAUACGAGGAUUCUUCAGGUAGACUCCAUGUUGAGGUACAUGAUCAAAUUGCCGAGUUGUUGAACCUCAAAGAUGUGGCCGACGUCAAAGCAUUUGAAGAAAUACAUGCUGCUAGUGCUCGUGGAAUGCAGCGCCUUGUAAUGGAAUACGUACGAGAUAUGCUGAACUUGUCAAGGGGAAAAAAAGAGGCCAGUGUCCCAGGUGCGAAUAUCUUCACAACAGGCCAACAUGGUUUUCCUGUUAUCGGGCCUACAUAUGAUCGGGAUAAGCUCGACAAAGAUGAUGCGGAGAGGCUUUAUCGAAAAUACCUUUCCAAACAUUAUGAACUUGCGUCAAAUGGAAGAACAGACCAAGUGCCAUGGGGCGACAUAGUGGACAAUGUAUCCAUCUUUAUUGCUCCUGAAUAUCUGCCGGCAGACGAAUAUGAGUUUACCGAUCCCCACAAUACAAAAAUCAAACACAUCAAAAGCUUCCUUGACCAUAUCGUUGAACGGGAGAAAUCAUUGCCUCCAUCCCAGGUUUUUCGUUUCAAAAAUGUCACCUCGCGUAGACGGCAAGGCCUCAUCGUACCUUCGUGCUAUCCCGACGAAAUGGAUGGUGAAAAUCGAUCUGUCAAUCCUACUGCUCGUAAACGCAAGCGUAAGGAGAAAGGCAACAACGUACCAACAGUCACAGUUCACCAGCGCGGAGGUGAGGGUGAAAGCUCUGCAAACGAUGGAGACAUCGGCGAAGAUGGCGAGGAUGGCAUAACAUCCCCCGAGCUGAGCGCAAAUGAUGCAUCUUUGACAGAUGUGAAUAUGUUUGAAGAUGCUUUGCAUUUAACAGAGCCAGACUUUACCAUGGUUUCUGUUUCUCGUGACAUCUCCAUGCCUUCUAGUCCUGACAAGAUCGAGAAUGCCGAAGGUAAUGGCGAGCACCAAGGCGAAAGUACCACAAUCCAAGGCGAGCACGGCAAACUCGACCAACUUGACCAAGGCGAGCACGGCGAACUCGACCAACUUGACCAAGGCGAGCACGGCGAACUAGACCAACACAACCAAGCAACCAGUACUUCUUCCAAUAUGCCCGACCUUUACUUACAAGGAGACAAGGACAUGGAGGAUUUUACAAUAACAGAGACGGACGCACUACUCUUGGAACACUAUGCCAACUCUAAAGCAUUCGAGCUAUCGCUUGCACAGGGGAAUUGGGAUUCAAAUGGAUUGGGCGAGGCAAUGGCGAAUCGUUUAGACGAGAGAGGCAUGGCGAAUUCCAGCAAUAUUUCGUCGACCUGGCGAGGUCUGGACAAUGCAGAUCCCGGAAAUUAUCCAAAAGAUCUCACCUUCACCGAACUACUCUUUGGCCCCACAGAGGUGGGAGUCACCAAUACUAUCGGAGAGUCAACAUAUACUGCACCCGCUGCACCUGCAAUCUCUAUUGCAGAAAAUUCGAAGUCCAAUUGGCCUUCGGCAGAAGAUCCAGCCGUCGAGGCACAUAUUGCCAACAGAGGUAAUAUGGAAACAUUUGUUGGAAAUUCAAUGCUUGGCUCUUUCCAUACAUGGAGCAGUGCGAACAACGCAACAAAUUCAAACAUGCCAGAUGACCCUAAUGUGGCAAUUCCUAUUUCCAAUGAAAUGAGGGCCGAGCCAAUGAACUUAGCAAUAAACAAGACUAUGGGACAAACGGGACCAACCUCACCGGUGACCAACCAAACCCCAGAACUUGCCGUUCCCAGUAGCUCAAAUAACACGGAUCAGAGUAAUCUAGUAUGGCGUACCUUCAAUCCUGACAAUACUAGAGUCCGCCCUAGGCCAAGGCCUCGUCCUAAACACAAUGAAGAAGGUUCUCCGAGCAAGAUUGUUCGUGACAUACUCACAUCAGUUCCACUCGUUCCACGCAUUAGUGGUGCCAGCACAUCCUCGGUUCCAUUGGUUAGCAAUGAACGACCUCGGCCUGAGCCCAGUGCCAUAUCCAAGGACUCGAAAAGUGGGAAAGGUAAAAAUAAAGCAGGUAAAGCCUCGCAGAAAAGGGAAACAUCUCAAAGUGAUGACGUCAAGCUGGCUGGAGGCUCCAGGAAACACCUCACCGCAGACGAUCUUGCAGCAAAAGAAGCGGAAGAAAUGAAGGUUGAAGGCAAGCGUGUCCGUAAGAAAAGAUUACUAGAGUAA